AUUCUUUAAUGAUUAUCUUAGAUUAAUAAUUUGAAAAGACGCUUCUUUUAUUUUAUUGAUACGGCAAUACUUUCCAGAAGAAGCGCACUCCAGCAUAUUCUGUCCGAACGUUUAAUAUUUCUCACGGCUCCAUUUUCCUCACCCGUUUAAUUUUCUAGGCCUUUUGUUUAUUUCUGCAGAUUCUCUUCCAUAAAGUUUAAUAAUCGCUGCUGGAGUUGAUUUAAAAACUGUGACAGAUUCCUGUGCCAUAUUUCGUACUAUCCUACAUUUUUCCAGAUUCCAAAUACUAGUGGGUCGGCAACGCGCUGUAUCUUUGCGUACUGCUAACCUCUCCUCCUCCUCCUCCUCCUCCAAAUACUAUACAUGGGCAUUUUCGUUUUAUUAAUUAUUAUUAUUAUUAUAAAUAAGACCCCCCAAUCCUACCCAUGACACUUAGUACUGUUAGCCCCAUGGUUUACAUGGCGCUCUAAAGGCUUCUUCAUGCCUGCUGCUUUUCAUCUUUACAGUCCGUCGCGUUCGUUUUCUUGGGCCAAUUCACUAAUGAAACUUCUCUGUUUGAAGGUGGGUUCUUUGUAGGCGGUUUAUGGUUGGAUAUCUUUAAUGUUCUGUAUAGCGCCUUUCACAUCUACCUAUCUAUCUAUCGCGCCUUUCAUAUCCACCUAUCCAUAUCUAUCUAUCAUGUCACAAAUAAAUUGCCUCACUAAAAUUAGUCGUCCCAAUGUCGCUGUGACUACUUUUGAAAGACGACGAUUUACUUUCAACCUUGUCGCUGCCAGUCUGUUUUUUCCGCCUGUCGUCCAAGUCGCACUUGAUUUGCAUGACUUGCGCGCCUGCCGCUAUAAAGGACUGAUGGUGCCCGUGAUUUAAUCAGAAUGAACUCCUCGAUGCUCCUUGUGAUGAUGUUCGCUUUCUUCUGCUGUUGUCUCUCCUUCUGGAUCGGAGGCGCCGCCUCUGCGCUGAUUCAGCCUGCCAGUUUGAAUGUCCCCGUCGGGCAAACGACCACCAUUAAUUGCUGGAUUGGAAGGGGCGAGAGUCAGUAUACGAGAUGGUUUAAACAAAUCCCGGGAGAAACGCCUCAGCUCAUCCUGGAGUACAAGAGGUUCAGCAGUGAGGCUAAUUUUUACGGGAGCGGUUUCUCGUCCAGCCGCUUCACCAGCAAGAGCGUAGACGAAGAGAACAACCAGCUGGUCAUCAAGGGCACCGAAGUGGGCGACACGGCGAUGUAUUACUGCGAGAAGUGGGUGUCGGCAGAGAAUCAGGCUGUAUUCGGAGGAGGCACCAAGCUAAUCGUCGAAGAUACUUCACUUCCUUCACCGUCUAUCAAGGUGUUUGGCCCCACGGAUGAGGAGAUCUCCAUGGAUGGCCUGGUCACUCUGGUGUGUCUCGCCACAAAACUCUCUGUGCCCUUUGCUGAAGUGAGCUGGACAGCCUGUGGAGUGAAGGUGACAUCUGGGGUGACAACAAGCCUGGCUGCCAAGCACAAUGAUGGCACCUUCUCCAUCAGCAGCUACCUGAGCCUGCCAGCUAUAAAGUGGACCAGCACUGAGAGGAAGUUCUCGUGUGAAGUAAAGCCAGAAGGGAGCGGCUCCAGGGCUGUGGCGCACUUGGACGAUGCCCGCUGUUAGACUCCACGCCUGCCACUAACGCGUGCUCAGAGGCUGAGCCUGAGGUGGCAUCUUUCACUCGUCUUCUCCUUUAAUGAAUUUAAAGUUGGUUAGUAAAUAAACAUCAUUGAUGUCUGACACGACUGUAAACGUCAUGAUGAAUAAAUCCUUCUAAACCUUCA
This is a messenger RNA of Polypterus senegalus (gray bichir), 1786 nucleotides long. Its product is annotated as immunoglobulin lambda-1 light chain-like. Bases 873 to 1625 code for a protein of 250 amino acids. Lineage: Eukaryota; Metazoa; Chordata; Cladistia; Polypteriformes; Polypteridae. The record is from RefSeq and is a predicted model, not a curated record. The transcript is spliced from 4 exons.